GCAAACUUUUUCUUGCCUUCAUCCCAGCAGCACAAGAGAGGCAGGAGCGCUGGCGAGCAGCGGACUUUAGCUUCUUCUCGACAAUGGGCAGCUGCUAGACGGGAGGGAACAACAGCAGCAGCGGCAGCAGCAGCAGCGGCUCACUCCCCUCCUCGCUCCAGCGGAUCUCGGCUGGACCAUGAAGCGUUGUCGGCUGUGGGUGGCCUUGUGCCUCCUCCUCAACGCCUCCUGUCGCUUCACCUCGGCCGCCCGACACGGUUGCUUAUUUGAGAAGAGGCUUUGCCCCACAGAUCAGCUGUGCACUGACGAUGGUUUGUUCGGACAGUGCUGGGCUCCCCACCACGAUCCGGUCCAGUACCUGGUCUCCGUACCCGCUCUGCAUAAGCUGCAGGAGGUUCUUAAAGACCUGAUGUCACAAGGCAUGACCUGGUGGGAUGACGUUACCCAGGCGACAAUCGGGCGAGAGUUGAGCCAAAUCCCCUCCGUGAGGUCCUCACGGCUUCACCAGCGCAGACAGUUGCUCGGUCAGCGGAGGGUUCCGAGACCCGAGGAGGAGGAUGACCCUCAAAUGAUGCAAGAGUACCUAGAUUACCUGACACUUGACCCCUCCUCGUCCUCCAUGCACGGGCAGAUGCCCCUGCUGGAUUCGUACAUUUACCAACAGGAUGAGGCUGAACGUUCCCUCAACUCCCUGGAAGAUCAUCCAACUUCUCCGUUCCAACGCUACUCACCUCCCCGCUCCAGAGGAAAGUCUCUGGAUAGAGAUGAGCAACUUCUCCAGAACUUGGUGUCCUAUUACCUCGCCUCUCCACCCUCCUCCGCUGUCCAGGCUGCUUCCCGCCACAGGGGGGCGCCUGCAAACUCCUUAGCAUUAGCAUCCUCCUUCCCGGGGCUGGAUUUCCCGCCCGACUAUGACCAAGAUUACGUUUCUCAAAUUGGAGGUCUCAACCGGGAGCCGCAGAGCAAGAUGGUGCCCAAGUAUGACCCUUUGGCGGGAUUAGAUGCUCGCUCUGUUCAGCGUCUGGAGAAGCUGCUGAACCGCUACGGGCUGGACGUCCAAGAUUUGUCCCCCGAGCAGAGAGACAAACUGCCGGGUCUGCUCAAGCAGCUUCAGAUGGAGAGCUCCUUCGGCCACAAAGCAGCCAAAGAAAAUGAUGGAAACAAUAUCGGCACAGGGAAGAAGAUUAAGGAGUACAAAAUGGCUGCCCCUGAUGUUCUUCCAAUUGUGAAGUCCUCCAAACCGAUGGAGGUCCAACAGGAUACCCGCGUUGCAGUGGCGGCCAAACCGGGAAAGAACAAACCGGAAGCUGCCUUAAAUCCAGUGAUCACCUACGGGAGCAACCCAAACGUGAAGAACCUGUCGGAGAAAGAAGAUAAGAGCGUCCUGCAGCCUGAAACAAGCCAGAAGAUUCUGCAGAACACCGACGGCCAGCAAGUGAAGACUCAUGGCAAAGUGUUGCCCCUGGCGACGCGUGUCCAACCCGGGUCUCGCUGGCUUUCCUCCACCCUGGUGGCGUUCGCCUGCAUCGGCGGCAUCCUGGCGGCGGCCUUAAGCGUCACCUGCCUGCGUCGCCACGCCCAGCGACUGGCGGCGAAGAAGCUGGGCCUCGGGGCUGAGGGCGGAAGCUUCAGCCACCAGGAGUAUCAGGUGGGGAAGCCCCGAAAAAAGGACCUGUGUCGCCAGCAUAUGGCGUCCAAAGGUGCCUUCGGACGUUUGGAAGCCGCCGCCAUGGGCGCCGUGGCGGGGCCGAGCGGCGGCGGUCGAGGGGCGGGAGCCGUCGGAGGCGCCGACUCAAGAGUGAGCAGCGUGUCGUCCCAGUUCAGCGACGGAGCCCAGCCCAGUCCCAGCUCCCACAGCAGCACGCCCUCCUGGUGCGAGGAACCCGCCCAGGCCAACAUGGACAUCUCCACCGGUCACAUGAUUCUGGCAUACAUGGAAGACCACCUGAGGAACAAAGACCGUCUGUUGAAGGAGUGGGAGGCUUUGUGUUCCUACCAGGCGGAUCCCAGCAGCGUUGCUGUGGCGCAGAGCAAGACCAACAUUAAGAAGAACCGCUUCAGCCACUCGCUGCCCUACGAUCAUGCCAGGGUGAAGCUGAAACCGGAGAUCAACCCUUCUCGCUCCGACUACAUCAACGCCAGCACCAUCAUUGAUCAUGACCCUCGGAUGCCGGCCUAUAUCGCCACCCAGGGCCCUCUGUCCCAUACCAUCUCGGACUUCUGGCAGAUGGUGUGGGAGACGGGCUGCACGGUGAUCGUCAUGAUGACAGCUCUGGUGGAGGAGGGAGAGAAACAAUGUGACCGCUACUGGCCGGACGAAGGCUCCUCGCUCUACCAUAUCUAUGAGGUCAACCUGGUGUCCGAGCACAUCUGGUGCAACGACUUCCUGGUGCGAAGCUUCUACCUGAAGAACGUUCAGACGCAGGAGACCCGAACCCUGACUCAGUUCCAUUUCCUUAGCUGGCCGGCUCAUGGAAUUCCUGCCUCCACGCGCCCUCUACUGGACUUUCGCAGGAAGGUCAACAAAUGCUACCGGGGACGCUCGUGCCCGAUCAUCAUCCACUGCAGCAACGGAACAGGCCGGACUGGUACUUACAUCCUGAUCGACAUGGUUUUAAAUCGCAUGGCUAAAGGCGUGAAGGAAAUUGACAUCGCUGCGACGCUGGAGCACAUUCGUGACCAGAGGCCUGGGAUGGUUCGUACUAAGGACCAAUUUGAAUUUGCCCUGACUGCCGUAGCCGAGGAAGUGAACGCCAUCCUUAAAGUUCUGCCUCAGUAAAGCGACACCAGACUUCUGUGUGACCUCCUUUUCGCUCUUGACUACCUUUUGCCUUGAAAUUAACAGUGAUGUUACACCAUCAAAAAUAAUCAAUGGAACCUUUCGGAUGGAUUUGGACAGGUGCACAGCUAUAACUAACAUUUAAAUAUUGCGUAAGGAAUCUCAUUAAAAACGACCUUUACAUUUUCAGAUGCGAUUUACUCGUGUCGACUUUUUAGAAUGACACCACAAGUUAAAAUUCAGGUGUCACCUGUACCUGCACAAAUCCAACCUGAAGGUGGUGUGACGAUUUUCUCGUGGGAGCCUUUCAGCUUGUUCUCGUAUGGUUGGAAAUUUUGCUGUUUCAUACAUCAAGUUUAUGUCUCAGGAAGUUGGACACAGAGAUGUUUGGGAAAAAUUGAACACCAUUGUACGGUUUACUAAUAUUGGUCAAAUAUAAUAUAUUGGUCUGUGAUUAUUGUCAUCCUGCUGGAAGUAGACUUGCCAUCUAUGAUACCUUCAGAAAACGUGUUCGUGUCCGUGUACCAUUGAACUGGUUGUAUUGUCGUAUACCUCACGCAUUUUAGAAAAUGGAAAAAAAAGAAAUUCUAUUCUAUGAGGAAAUUAUUUUCUAAUUGUGAAAUUAUAAAUAAAUAUUUUCGUGUGUAAGUGCUGCAA
Molecule: messenger RNA, 3436 nt
Organism: Syngnathus typhle (broad-nosed pipefish)
Lineage: Eukaryota; Metazoa; Chordata; Actinopteri; Syngnathiformes; Syngnathidae
Gene: ptprnb
Product: protein tyrosine phosphatase receptor type Nb
Exons: 21
Coding region: 179-2779 (866 amino acids)
Biological process (GO): protein dephosphorylation
Cellular component (GO): secretory granule
Molecular function (GO): protein tyrosine phosphatase activity
Source: RefSeq, a predicted model, not a curated record